Molecule: messenger RNA, 4522 nt
Organism: Haemorhous mexicanus (house finch)
Lineage: Eukaryota; Metazoa; Chordata; Aves; Passeriformes; Fringillidae
Gene: MFNG
Product: MFNG O-fucosylpeptide 3-beta-N-acetylglucosaminyltransferase
Exons: 8
Coding region: 553-1605 (350 amino acids)
Biological process (GO): regulation of Notch signaling pathway
Cellular component (GO): membrane
Molecular function (GO): O-fucosylpeptide 3-beta-N-acetylglucosaminyltransferase activity
Source: RefSeq, a predicted model, not a curated record
CGGGGGGAGGGCGGGGGCUGCGGAGGGACCGGGGCUGCGGGGGCAGCAGGUGGCGAGGAGCCCCGCUGUACCGCGUCCCCGCCGCCCUGCUGCCGGCUCGCCUCUGUGCGCUGGUGUCUUCUGAUGUCUUCGGUCCAGACUUUCCCCUCAUGGCUCUGAUCUCCUUUGUCGCCCCCUCAACACCCAGCCUGGGACACUCGGCCUCUCCGUCGGGAGCAGAGAUGCUCGCUUUCCUCCUGGCAGGCUGUGCCAGCCACGUGCCGUCGCCUCGGAGUGUUUUCCAGCCGUGUGUCCCUGCCUCGCUGGGUCACUGAGCUCUCCGUAGUCUGUGAAAACCCCCCCUGCUUCAGCGGGAUCCUUCAGCUCUGCUGACUCUUUGGCUUCCUGGUCUUUGCCCACCCUGUUCCUUGACCACAUCUGUUCAGACCUUGCUCUUAACAGUUCUCAACCCCUCGGAGGCUUCGAGAAGAGCGGACAGCGUCACGUGGAGGUACAGGCGAGCUUGUCCUUGUUCAGGAGGAUACGGGCUGCGGCAGGAUCGGUUCGGGAGCCAUGGGCCGUCGGCUCCUCCGCGGUGUCUCUGGAGCCGCAGUCUUCCUUGCCAGUGUGGCUCUUCUCUCCAUGCGGCUCCACGGGGCUCGGGAAGCGUCUCAGUACCCCGGGGUCGGGGAGGGGAUGUUGGAGAAGCCAGAGCAGCAGAGCGAAGGGAGCCCUGAGGGAGCUGGUGGCAGGGGGCAGAAGGACCUCGGACUUCAUCCUCCGGAGGGAUAUAGGAGUGAGGGAGGCCUGACGCUUGGGGACAUUUUCAUAGCUGUGAAGACAACCAAGAGGUUUCACCAGAGCAGGAUGGAGCUGCUCCUGGACACGUGGAUAUCCCAGGCCAGUGAACAGACCUACAUCUUCACUGAUGAAGAAGAUGGUUCCUUGAAAAGGAGAAUGGGUGGCCAUGUGAUCUUCACCAACUGCUCUGCCGAGCACAGCCACCUGGCCCUGUCCUGCAAGAUGGCUGCAGAGUUCGACGCCUUCCUGGCCAGCGGCCUGAGCUGGUUUUGCCACUUGGAUGAUGACAACUACCUGAACCCUUGGGCACUCCUGAAGCUCUUGUCCUCCUACGCGGAGACACGGGAUAUUUACCUGGGCAAACCCAGCCUGAACCGACCCAUCUGGGCCUCCGAAACGCUGCCAAACAACCAGACGAAAUCCGUGCGCUUCUGGUUUGCCACGGGAGGGGCCGGGUUCUGCAUCAGCCGCAAGCUGGCAAGGAAGAUGGUGCCCUGGGCCAGUGGCAGGAACUUCCUGAGCACUUCAGAGCUCAUCCGCCUGCCGGAUGACUGCACCGUGGGUUACAUCAUCGAGUGCAAAGUCGGUGGGCAGCUGAUUCCCAAUGCACUCUUCCACUCCCACCUGGAGAACCUGCAGCUCAUCCCCACCUCUCAGCUCAUGCAGCAGGUCACCCUCAGCUAUGGUGUGUUUGAGGACAAACUCAAUGUCAUUGAGCUCAGCGGCCCCUUCUCGCCCCAGGAGGAUCCCUCAAGCAGGUUUCGAUCCCUCCACUGCCACCUCUAUCCCAACACCUCCUGGUGCCUGCAGGCUGUUGGCUGGUGAUGCCUGAGGCUCAGCUGCAGCGGGUCCAGGUGACACCAGUUCACCUGUAGGGAGUGGGACACUGAAGAAGCUUGGUGCUCCCAAUUUCACCUUCAUCCUGCUGGUCUUGGCGCUCUGUGGUGGCUUUCUUGGGCCUCGCUCAAUACUGGUGACACAGGACAAGAGACAAGGUCUGAUCCAAAGAUGGAUAGGAUGGGCUGGACACAUGAAUGAGCUUCUCAUUUGAGCUGGGAUAUGUGCAAGGGAUGGGAGCAGUAUGCCUUCCGAGCAGAUCAAGGAUGGGACAGUGACUGCUGGGCAUCUGGGCAGAGAUGAGGACUUGCUGCUGCUGGUCUGUGCCCUGGCUGCAUCUUGCUGGACUAGAAGGGCCCUGUGUGUGCAUACCUGGUGCCCAGCUCCUGGUGGGUGGCAGCAUGUUGUAGCUCCAGGCUCUCUGAGCAGGCCCUCUUCCUCCAUACUGGUGCUUUCCCUACUGCCCACACAUUGCAGCCACAGACCUGCUGAGUCUCUGCAUAGUCAAAGUCUGUAGAAAUGCAAAAUGUGACCAUUUUUGGGCUGAAUGAAUCUGGAAAAGCAUAGUCCUUACUCAGCAGAGGGGGGAUGGGCAGGAAGUACAAAGAAUCAGGAAUUCCCUGCUCUGCUGGGACAAAAGAGAGGACAUAGAGCAAGGGAGCCAGGGGGAAACUGAGUGAGAUGGGGAUGGUUCCCACAUUGAAUGUUGAAGGUUUGUUCUUGUAUGGUGCUGCAUUAUUCGUCUUCUUUUACCUUCUUGAUGUGGGGUCACGAUAAUCUCUUGCUCUAAUUACCAACCUGUCAUCUGAGAUUAGAGUCCAGCUCCUAUCAGUGAGAAGAGACAUAAAGGAUUAGAGCUGGCUGAAAGAGAGGAGGAAGGAAGAGAUGGAGAAGGAGCGCUCAGGAGCGGAUUAGAGGUUACAGCUUUAUAAUCUUUUCUGUCCCCAACCAAAAAAAUUAAGUCAUGAGGGAAUGGAAACAGCAAGGCAAAGAGCUUUUUAUCUCUGUGGGGCUUCCCUCCAGGUGCCAGUAGCAGCUUUCUGCCUUCCUGCUCUCCCUGCUGAGUGUAACAGGAGGAAGGAGUGGACCCAAGUAGGUUACAGGCUCUGGCAUAUUUGUGAAGGGUCCUUUUCUCAAUACAGUGCCCGGUGUGAAAGCUGGGCAAUGGUCCUUGUUGGGGAAUGAACUUUGGCAUCAUUUUGUCCUUGCACAAACAGUUAAGUGGCUGGGGGAGGGUUUUGCAGGGAAACCUGGAAGGCAGAGAGGCUGUUUUAAAUGGCAGGUGGUGCCACAAACAGGUAUUUUUCUUUAAAGAGUAUUUCAAAACAGACUGCUGGGAUCUGUGAGAGAUCCUGUAAUCUCCAAAUGAAAGGACAAAUGCCCUUUCUCUAAAGAGCUGCUCAGCUUUGAUGAUGCUGAUGUGACUAAGCCUGCUGCUGGUGGGCUGGAAGAGCCAAAGGCAACUGUCUCUGUGGCUUUGCCAUUUUGAAAACUGGCCACUCUGUCACCUCCUUCCACCCCCAAGCACCAGCAUCUCCUACACAGUGCACACAAAGUUAAAAGGAAAGGCGUCAGAAAGACCUUCCACCUCUGCGAAGUGGGAUCUAGAAAGGAACGAGCAUUUUAAUUUCUGGAAAAAUCAGAAGGCAGGAGCCUGCAGAGCUGUUUUCCAACCUGGUCAUUCUUACUGGCAUUUAGUCAGCUUGUGUUGCAGCACACAGCCUUGCUUUCUUCUGUUGCAGGCCUUUGAAGUAGAAGUUCACUCUGAGCAGGCAUAGGAGCGAGCUGAUGCCAGUUACCAUUCCUUGAGUUGUGGAAAGCCCUUGGCUCACACGGCUAUGCCAGCCAAGAAUUCAUGUGGCACAAAACAGGGACCCAGCUAUUGGAAGAGGGAUGCAGCACCAAGAAGUCCUGCCCCACAGGACUAGUGGUUUGGGUACAACCAGAAGAUGAAAUACGGUUUUGUGAGAAGGAAUGAGUCUUCAAGAGAAACCUACACUACUUGGAUAUAUCAUUUUUCCCCAUUCAGAUUUUCAGCUGAUGUUAAUAGAGACUUUGAGUUAAAAAGAUGGACCUGGCUAUAGAUGUCCUGGUGACAAUCCGAGCAAAAUGCGAUUCAUGUGAGGAAACUGGUACAGCAGCUUCACUUCCCUGGGGUAAAAGCAAAGCAGAGAAACUGAAAGCUUGCUUUGGAUCCUGGCUUCAGCUGGUCUGAAUUGACCUGGUGCCUUUUGCAUGGUUGAAGAUCAGAUGUUUAACGGGUUGAAUCCUUGAGUGGCUGCAUGGGGACCCGUUUAAGGCUGGGUUUCGUUGCUGGAGCAGUUAAGUGCCACUUUUGUGGAAAAUGUCUUGUCUCAUAAGGAAACAGAACAGAUGAGAAGAUGUCAGGGGCAGGGCAUCUCUUGGGCUGUAGAGAAAUGAAUGACAGAAAAGUCCUGCUAUGCUGUGACGACAAUAGACUGGAAAGAAAAUAGCUUCUGAGUCGACAAAAGAAACCAGCUUUUCUCUAAGAACAGAGAGACAGCUUAAUGGGGCGCUCACCGCAUGAAAUCUGAUCAACGUUAAAACAUGAGUUAAAAUUAGUUUCAGGAAUGGUUCCUGCCCCUGGGGCUUGCUGUCAGAUAUUGUGGUUUUACAGUCUCAUUUUCCUAGUUUAUUAAAAUGUUUAGCUGCUUGGGAAAAUGAGAAACAAUCUCAUGUGAAACUUUUCAGGGGGCUGUCUUCUUUUAUUCUCUUUCUCUUAAUGUAACAAAGAUUUUGGAAAGGUUCCACUGGGUCUAUUAAAUUUGUAUUUUCUUCUUUUUCUUUUUUUUUUUUUUAAUAAUCUCCACCUUUCUCUAGCUCACACUUCCUUUUCUCAUUGCAGGGGAAAAAACCAAAAAACUCUCCCAAGAACUAAAAGGAA